GUCACACACACACACACACACACACACACAGGGCAGCGCGAGGACGAGUGAGGGGGGUGGUGGGGACGAGUGUUGAAGACGACGGGUGAGAAUGCGGGCGUCGGCAGAUGGCUGGGUCGGUGCGGUGGUGGUGGGGUUGUUGCUGGGGUCGCUGCGUGUUCAGGCGGCUGAGGUGCAGACCUGCCCCGCCGGCCAGCGCUGUCAGUAUCGUGACGUGGGCUGCGGGUAUGGCGUCAAGGUGCAAGCGGACCACACCUACCUCGACCUAAUUCCUCCUUUUUGCGGCAAGGAGUGCUUCUGUCGCGUCGAAACGAUUCAAUCGGAGAAAAUUGUCUUUCCCACCGUCCCUCGCUCGGGCAACACGUGGUCUCGCAGCAUCCUCGAAAUUAUCACGGGCCGUGCCUCCGAGUCAAUCUUUUCUGAAGGCCGCAACAAAAGCAACCCCGUAGCACGCCGUGCCUCGGGCUUUUACGCCCGUGCGUGUGGUCAGACACAUCUCUGCAAGGAUGUGCGCGCCAACAAGAUGGAAGACAUUGCCAUCAUCAAAACACAUCACCCGUGGAUUCGCAAAAACAGGUUCUCCGUCCCCGGCAUUGGAACCAUGCUGCUCAUGACUACACGCAACCCCCUUGACAACUAUCUCGCACUCAUGCGCUAUAGUCCCAACAAAAGCAUUGGGCCACGUGCCUUUGCCAUGCGCUGGAACAACUUUUUCAACUUUUGGCUGAAGGAGAACGUGCAUCGCAAUUUGCCUCUACAGGUGAUUCGCUUUGAGGAUUUGGUCAAUCGGGAAACUCGCAUCAAUGCUUUUUGGCAUUUCAUCCAAAUGUCUGGGCUUGAUCGACAGUUGAAUAUCGAUCGUGACCGCGUGGUCCAGUCCAUCGAUCACGACCUUGUUGCAGUAGCAGAAAACAACCACGUUGGCUUCAAGUCGCUUCUUGAGGGAUGGAAGAAUCACAAGCUGGCCGACGUUGAGGCUGCACUUGCAUCUGCCGGCGAUUGGCUUGAUCAGUUUGGAUACACUCGUUUGUACCAGUAUUGGCGGACUUGUUUGCGCGAUGAUGUUGACGAGCACGGCCAGACCUGCAGCGCAGGCGGUCAUCAAAAAGAGCUGGAGGCUGUUGAGCUUGAUCUUUUCAAGUGGCGCGAACACUACACCGCCACUCCCACUCGCGUGCACCCGUAGAGCGGUGACUCGGAAGUAUUUUUUUGUGUCAGUGACGAGUAGUGGCAAGAAGCCCGGAAUGACAGAUUCAUCAACUCGCGACUUUUUUUUGUUACUGUACAUCCCUGCUAGGGAAGAAUCUAGUCUUUGUGAGGCA
Monosiga brevicollis MX1 is the source of this 1322-nucleotide messenger RNA. RefSeq lists its product as uncharacterized. The record is from RefSeq and is a predicted model, not a curated record. The transcript is spliced from 11 exons. The coding region runs from base 92 to 1186 and encodes 364 amino acids. Lineage: Eukaryota; Choanoflagellata; Craspedida; Salpingoecidae.